Molecule: messenger RNA, 2850 nt
Organism: Epinephelus moara (kelp grouper)
Lineage: Eukaryota; Metazoa; Chordata; Actinopteri; Perciformes; Serranidae
Product: T-cell immunoglobulin and mucin domain-containing protein 4-like
Exons: 4
Coding region: 312-866 (184 amino acids)
Source: RefSeq, a predicted model, not a curated record
GAAACCCACGCUGACACGGGGAGAACAUGUCGGAGCACCUGGAGGAAACCCACGCUGACAGAAGUUAAAAUAACUGUACUCAGUUCAGUUUUUUUGGUGCAUAAAUUAUAAAUAUGAUUUCAGUAAAGUGACCGUCAGGUCCUUCAGUAUUUAGUGGUGGUGAUGAUAAACAUCAGUGUUUCAGGAGAGAUGGGGUCAUCGUCUGUAUGUUUGAGGCCUCAGUGUGGUAACUGUGGGUGAUUUUUUUUUUUUACAGUGUAGAGCGGAGCUGUGAUGUUAAAGGUUUUUUUAAACGUGUGAGUUUCAGUUUGAUGUCGACCAUGAAGACUCAGAGCGGGUUGAUGCUGCUGCUCGCCGUCCUCUCAGUCAGUGAAGGUGACGGCAGCAGAGUUGUCGGUCGACUAGAUGGAAACGUCACUCUGCCCUGUACAUAUGACAUCAAACAUCACGGAGUGUUGUUAGUUUGUUGGGGUCGCGGAGAAAUACCAAACUCUGGCUGCAACAAGCAGCUCAUCUCCACUGAUGGACAGAAAGAUACAGAAGGAAGCAGAGUUUCCAGCAGGUUUCAGUUACUGAGACGACUGGAUGAAGGAGACGUUUCCUUGACGAUACUGAAUAUCUCAGAGACAGAUGCUGGACGGUACGGCUGCAGAGUUAGGGUACCUGGGCUAUUCAAUGAUCUAAAAUAUCACAUCGAUUUGACCAUCGAGGAAGCACCCGUCACAACAACCCCCACCAGGCAGAGAGGAAGUGAUGUCACCUCGUGGAUAGGAAGUGAUGUCACAGGCGACCAUACCACAGAGUCCAUGGUGACACUGGCUCAGGAGGAGUUUGGAGGCGUGACCAGAGAUCUGACAGCAGGCUGAACCAAUCAGAGAAGGAGGAGGAGGAUGAAGGCAGCAGCUCUGUGUAGAGACAGUAAACAUCCUCUGAUACAAAGCUGUGGUGUUGUUAAAGCUCCAGCGUGUCGGGUUUGAACUGACCUAAUGGUUGCGUUCUCGUUCCCUCAGAAUUAGACGUUCAUAUCUGAGCAGGUCCUCGUCUACAGAGAUCACCAUGUUGCCCCGCCAUGUUUCUACAGUAGCCCAGAGCGGACAAACCAAACACUGACUCUAGACAGAGACAUUCAUGUGUUCACUGGGGGUGUAACGAUCAAUUAAUCUGGAUCAAUAUAUCGAUUUAAUGAUCAACAUUCCAAUCACAUCGAUGCAAAGUGAAAACAUCGAUCCAUAUCAUCACAUUUAGGUCACGCCUUUAUUUUGAAAUUCUGUGUCACUGUCAAACAGCAGCAGGCUGUCGAAUCGAUUUCAUUUCCUAUCAUAAUUAAACUGCAGAUUCACUACUCUAGUUUUCAUGUCGGCCACCGCAGUCAGCAGCACCUGCGCCACAAGAGGGUCCGAAAUUUCAAUGUGAAAUGUCUUCAUUGUUUCUGAGAGGAAGACUCUGAGGAUGACUCAGCUCCUCAACAGCGUCUGAGGCCAAAAACCUGCAGUUCCUCUAACGUCCACUAGAGGCUGGCUCCAACAGACCUCCAUGUUAACAUGUAGAAAUCAACAUGUUUAAAGGGGAACUAAUGUGUUUUUCAACCUGGGCCCUAUUCUCCGAUCUCCUUUUGUCUAAAUGAGUGAUAGGAUGUUCAAUAUGUGACAUUUCUCCAGUACGAAGCUAGGGCUGACCUGCCUGCAGCCCGUGAGCGUGAGCGUGCUAUAUUAAAUAAUAGGGCACUCAGCCGGCAUCAAACAACGUCAAAAUUUGUCGAAUUUGUCACUCUUCUGUUUGUGUGAAUCAUUUUAACGUCUCCGUGUCAGAUUAUAAAUGACGUCUGUGUCUCAGUCAAAUCAGACUUUCUGAAAGUGUUUUUAAAAUUCUUUCAUUGAUAAAAACAAAAAAACACUGUCAGCUGAGUCACUUUAAAUAAAGUCUGAAAAUCUGGAAACAUUAUUAUUACACCUGAAAUUAAAACUGUAAAUUCUUCUUCUACACAGAAUCCAUAAAGUCAGAUUAUUUCAAUAAUGAAGUCGAAACAUAAAACUGAAUAAUAAAGAUUAUCAUCUGUUUAUUGAACUUUUGUUUUGUUUGAGUCUUUCAGAGAUGAUGAGCAUUUUUUCUCCACACAGUAUAAUUUAAGUGUCAAACGUUCCAGCAGACAGUUUUUUAAUUUUAGAUAUUUAUUUCUCUAUUGAAACGAGUCGGCAGGGUCAGAGCUGACGAUGAGGAAGAUGAGCCAAGUCUUCAUCAUUUUAACGAAGCUUUUUAUUGACCUCUUCAUCAGAACUGUGAAGAAACAUUAACACACAAGAAACAUGAAGACGAGGAGACUGUAAACACUUUUAUUUACACUUUUAGUUUUAUGAUGUCAUCAGGGUCUGAGAUCAGGACCCGCCAUGUGCAGGCACAUCAUCGGCAGAGGGGUGUGACAUCAUCAGGAGGUCGGGGAAAAACACACAACAGAGAAACACAUUAGUGAAACUGACGGCGUCUGUGACUCAAACACUGGAACAUUUAUCAUGAAUGUCAGUGAGACUCUGAGCCGCCACCGCCGCUAUGUAAGAACACUGUCCUGUUCUCUUUAACAUCAUAUGUCAACAUCCCGGGAGAAAUUCUUCAAAUUUGGCACAAACGUCCACUUUGAGUCAACGAUGAACUGAUUAGAUUUUGAAGGUCAAAGGUCACUGUAACUUUGUCCAUCUCAUUCUUGAGAACAUGUGAACACGACAUCUCAGAAACCUUAAGGGAUUUUUUUUUAAUUUGGCACAAACUUUCACUUGGACUUAACAAUGAGCUGAUUAGAAUUUGAAGGUCAAAGGUCACUGUGCCUUUACGUCUGUCUCAUUCCUCUGAACCCUGUGA